Molecule: messenger RNA, 1846 nt
Organism: Amorphotheca resinae ATCC 22711
Lineage: Eukaryota; Fungi; Ascomycota; Leotiomycetes; Helotiales; Amorphothecaceae
Exons: 4
Coding region: 21-1610 (529 amino acids)
Biological process (GO): double-strand break repair; single strand break repair
Cellular component (GO): nucleus
Molecular function (GO): single-stranded DNA binding; 3'-tyrosyl-DNA phosphodiesterase activity; double-stranded DNA binding
Source: RefSeq, a predicted model, not a curated record
AUCUAAAGCCACAGAAAACGAUGGAGGGCGACCUAGAUGGACGUUCUCGAAAGAGACGGCGGUUGAGCAACGAAGAUGAUAGCGCUUCCAAGACUGACAACCAUAAAAGGCUAACACACAGCUCUCUGAUGAGAUCUAUAUCUCCUCCUCCUCUUCGUCGGUCUAAACAGAGCGAAUCUUCCCAAGUUGCGCAGUCACCUUUCCAACUUACCCGGAUCCGUGACCUUCCACCGUCCUCGAACGUUGAUGCCGUAUCGCUGAAGGAUAUUUUAGAAGACCCGCUGAUUGCAGAAUGCUGGGAGUUUAACUAUCUGCAUGAUCUGGAUUUCCUCAUGGACGCCUUUGACCCGGAUGUUCGCGAUAUAGUAAAGGUUCACGUGAUUCAUGGGUUCUGGAAGAAUGAGGAUCAGACACGUCUAGCUUUGAAGGAAAAAGCCUCAAAGUACCCGAAUAUCACUCUUCAUACUGCUUACAUGCCGGAAAUGUUUGGCACUCAUCAUUCCAAGAUGCUUAUUCUCAUACGACAUGAUGCUACUGCCCAGGUCAUCAUUCACACCGCUAAUAUGAUUCCAUUUGACUGGGCAAAUAUGGCACAAGGACUAUGGAAAUCACCUCUGCUGCCCCUGCUUCCCAGCGACACCACGCCUCCUCAAAAUGCCAAGAUUGGCAGUGGAGCAAGAUUCAAGAUGGAUCUGAUCAAUUAUCUCAAAGCGUAUGAUACGAGACGCACGAUAUGCAAACCUCUGAUAGAGCAGCUCUUGAAGUAUGAUUUCUCUGAAAUUCGCGCUGCUCUCGUUGCCAGCGUGCCUGGAAAGCAAGGAAUUAAUGAUGAUUUGGAGACUGCAUGGGGCUGGCCAGGGCUGAAGAGUGUUUUGAAUUCAGUGCCAGUACAAGAUACUGAACCGGAGAUCGUUGUGCAGAUUUCCUCGAUUGCAACACUGGGACAGAAUGACAAGUGGCUUGAUAAAACUUUCUUCAAAACACUGAGCACCUCGAAGAAUGCGGCUCCAUCCAAACCCACAUUUCGCAUUAUGUUUCCGACAGCGGAUGAGGUCCGGAGAAGUCUGAAUGGAUAUCAGUCCGGCAGUGCAAUUCACACCAAAAUACAAAGCGCUGCGCAGGUUAAACAACUUCAAUAUCUAAAGCCCAUAUUGUGUCACUGGGCAGGGGAUGGCCCUCAACAUUCCUCGAGUACUUCAGUUCCAGUAUCUGACGCGGGGAGGAAGAGGGCUGCUCCACACAUCAAAACCUAUAUCAGAUUCGCCGACCGCGAGAAAUCCCGCAUCGACUGGAUGCUCGUAACGUCGGCCAAUCUCUCGAAGCAAGCAUGGGGAGAGGCACCCAAUGCCGCGGGCGAGGUGCGAAUCUGCAGCUACGAGAUCGGCGUCAUGGUAUGGCCAGAAUUAUUCGGGGACAAUGCUACCAUGGUUCCGACUUUCAAGACUGAUACUCCCCCGCCCGGUGCGAGGAAGGAUGGGGAGUUGGUCAUCGGAGCGAGAAUGCCUUAUGAUCUUCCUUUGGUCCCGUACGCCAAGGAUGAUGUGCCGUGGUGUGCGACGUCCUCUUACAAUGAGCCGGAUUGGAUGGGAGAGACGUGGAACGUGGGAUAAACCGUCUCUCGAGGAUGAAUGAAUACCACAGCUAACAUAGGCAAACCGGAAGGAUUUUGACAGGCUAGCCGAACCCCGUCUGUGCAGCGGCUGGGGGGGUCUGGGUGCGAGACGGGCGUUUCUGGCAACAAAAGCAUCAUAUCAAACAAGCUUGGCGCUUAUAGCAUUGACCUGUCUCCUGAAGGAAUUCAAGAUAGCGUCACCUAGCAGCCAUAUUUAUAGCAUAGCAAAAUCCC